This is a messenger RNA of Lobosporangium transversale, 2165 nucleotides long. RefSeq names its product permease family-domain-containing protein. Lineage: Eukaryota; Fungi; Mortierellomycota; Mortierellomycetes; Mortierellales; Mortierellaceae. Bases 148 to 2154 code for a protein of 668 amino acids. The record is from RefSeq and is a predicted model, not a curated record. Gene Ontology annotation, cellular component: plasma membrane. Gene Ontology annotation, biological process: transmembrane transport. Gene Ontology annotation, molecular function: purine nucleobase transmembrane transporter activity. The transcript is spliced from 2 exons.
CACUUAUCCUUCAUCACUUCUGGAGAAAGAAAGGUCUUUCUUUAUUCUUUCACGAUCAUAACCAUCAAUCAUCCUUUUUUUUUUUACUCGUAUUCGUAAACUCAUACACAAGGAUAAAAAAAAAACAAUUGAUCGACCAGUUUUCUAAUGACUGGGAUUGUCGCUCGCCUCAACACAGCCAUCGCCAAAUCAUUUAUCGGGCGAUGGUUCUUGCUCGAGGGAUCAUCUCAUCCUCGGGCUCGUGCCAACACUCGUUUCUCCACAGAGAUCCGAGCUGGUUUCGCAACCUUCGUCACCAUGGCAUAUAUCAUCUCAGUUAAUGCCCUCAUUAUCUCCGACACUGGUGGAACUUGUGAGUGUGAUUUCGAUCCAAUGGACCCUCUUAAAGGUGGUGCUGCUGCAGCCGGAGGGGGAGUCCCGGGAGCAAGUGCGGCCAACAGGAUUGCAUAUUGUGGUUCUAAUCCAGAAUACAUGGCCUGUGUGGACAUCAUCCGGAAAGACAUGAUUGUUGCCACAGCAGCCAUGGCUUGUAUUGCAUCAACUGCUAUCGGUAUCUUUUCAAAUUUGCCUUUAGGCUUGGCUCCUGGAAUGGGAAUUAAUGCUUAUUUCACCUACACAGUCGUUGGAAAGUUUGGAAGUGGCAAGAUCAGCUACAGAGUUGCUUUGGCGGCUGUCUUUAUCGAAGGUAUUAUCUUCUUGAUCCUCUCAAUCCUUGGACUUCGUCAAUGGCUCGCUCGCUGUAUCCCUCGUAAUAUCAAGGUCGCCACAGGAGUCGGCAUUGGUAUUUAUUUGACAUUCAUUGGAAUGCAGUCUUCUGCCGGUAUUGGUCUCAUCCGUGCAGAUCCUGCGACCUUGGUGACUCUUGGAGGCUGUAAUGCAGAAUAUCUGGAUGCUUCGGGCGUAUGUACCGCUGGUCGAAUGGAGUCCCCCAGGACAUGGAUGGGUGUCUUGGGUCUCUUCUUAAUCUCUAUCCUGGGCAUGUACAGAGUCAAAGGAUCGAUCCUGAUUGGUAUCCUCUUUGUCGCAAUUGUCUCUUGGUUCAGAAACACUGAGGUCACAUAUUUCCCGUAUGAUGCUGCGGGCAACAGUCGGUUUGAUUACUUCAAGCAGGUGGUUAAUUUCCAUACAAUCCAAAAGACAUUGGGAGUCAUGCAGUUUGAGCUCAACUCGGGAGAAUUUUGGCUCGCACUCAUCACAUUUCUCUACGUCGAUAUCCUGGACACCACAGGCACCAUGUUCUCGAUGGCUCAAUUUGCAGGAUUCAUGGACCCUAAAACUGGAGACUUUGAGGGAUCUACACCAGCUUUCAUCACAGAUGCACUCUGUGUUUCCUUGGGUGCUGUUUUCGGUACCUCGGAUGUCACGGCCUUUGUUGAGUCUGGUGCUGGUAUCACCGAGGGCGGACGCACAGGCUUGACCGCUGUGAUGACAGGAUUCUGUUUUUUCAUCUCCCUCUUCUUUGCGCCCAUCUUCUCGGCGAUCCCACCUUGGGCGACAGGCCCUGCCUUGAUCUUUGUUGGGUCCUUGAUGACAAAGUCGGUCACUGAUAUCAACUUUAACUACGUUGGUGAUUCCAUCCCUGCGUUCUUGACCCUGGUCAUGAUGCCAUUGACGUACAAUAUCGCCUAUGGCUUACUAGCAGGCUUGUUGGCUGCAAUCGUCAUCAACGGCACAGUCUUUAUCAUUGAAAAGCUCUCGAGAGGACGAUUGGUUCCACCAAACAAGAAUGAGCGUGAUCCUAUCAUGUCCUUCCGCAUGGGCCCACAGGGUGAAGGAGUGCUGCCUCCAUGGUUAGUCCGCUUGAUCAGGAGAUUCAAGGGUCAGGAUCCCUUAGAGCAUGUCGAACAUGGCAUUGGAGCUGGAGCCUCACAGGAGACUUUGCCUACACCCGAUACAAAAGUAACAUCGCAUAUCAAGGAUGCAUCUGUCAGUGCCGGCGCUGAUACUGGUGUUGGUGCUGGCGCUGGCGCUGGAGCUAGUGCUAAUAGAAGCAAUGGUGAUGGCGCCAUCGGCUCAACAGGAGAUGUUGAGAUUAACAAAGAAAAGAUAUCAGAGAACCAGCCAUCGACAACAUCGGGUGCCGAAUACGCACAAACCCGCAGAACUAGCCAUCAUCGUGUCAACACAGGAUCUGACCGCCGUGAUGACUUGUAGUUCGUCAUAUC